This is a messenger RNA of Lineus longissimus, 2213 nucleotides long. RefSeq names its product NAD kinase 2, mitochondrial-like. Gene Ontology annotation, cellular component: mitochondrion. Gene Ontology annotation, biological process: NADP+ biosynthetic process; NAD+ metabolic process. The coding region runs from base 153 to 1601 and encodes 482 amino acids. The record is from RefSeq and is a predicted model, not a curated record. Gene Ontology annotation, molecular function: NAD+ kinase activity. NCBI's taxonomy places the organism in Eukaryota, Metazoa, Nemertea, Pilidiophora, Heteronemertea, Lineidae. The transcript has 9 exons.
UUCAAAAUGGAGGUCAUGAACAAAGUUUUGUGUGUUUUGUUGUGACAAAACUCUAAUUUUCACUACUACUUUGUUCUUCAAGUCCUAUCUUCUACUCAGGUGACAUUCUCCAAGUUUUGUGCAGCAAAUAGGCCUUAGUUUGAUGUACAGAUAUGUGUACUGGCGGAGUUCUCUGUCGUCGAACUGCUAAAUUCCUGUCCUUGAUUUCAGCAGGUCAAUUUCAUUUUCGAUAUCUGCACACACCACCGACACUGUCCCCGCUCCCCAGAUCAAGAUUAGGCCUGUCAAGCUUUCUUAGGUCCUCACCUCGGACUGGAAAACAUGCUGUCACUCUCUCAAGGUUAUUGAACACAACUACGGUUUCGGGAUCGGAACGCAGGAGCGAUGACGGAAAUGCCAAAAGUACCGACUUGCCGGUAUUUAAUCCAAAGAAGGUUGCAGUACUCACUAAGAUGACAAGAUAUGAUUAUGAGAAAAGGCUCCACUGCUACUGGACAGAGGAAGAGUUGGAGUCCUAUCUGACAGAGCGAGGCUCCGACUAUGCUGGUCUGAAACGCAUGCACGAUGCUCACCAUGGGAAAGUGAGGGAAGUCAUUAAUGCUUUAAGGGAACGAGGCAUCGAAGUUCGACUGGUAGAAAGAUUCCAGUACACUCCCAGUCUGAUAAAAUGGGCGGACGCCAUCAUAACUGCUGGGGGGGACGGCACAUAUCUCUUGGGAGCAAGCAAGAUUCAGACGACGGACAUACCUUUUUUAGGUGUCAACACAGACCUUCUUAGAUCGGAGGGUUACCUCUGUCUCCCAAGAUACUACUCACAACAUUUCACCGAGGCCCUGGACCGUUUGCUCUCAGGACAGUUCAAGUGGGUCUACCGACAAAGAAUACGCAUUACUAUGCGAGGGAAACAUCAGAACGACCAAGGCAUCGAACUCCAUGACGAGCCACUUCUCAGUCCGGAGCAUCGAUUCUGUGAACACAUCCGAGAACAUGAGCAGACGUACGUCAAUGUCGACGAGAAUCAACCAGAUAGAGUACUCCCCAUUCUGGCCCUCAAUGAGGUCUUUUUGGGUGAAUCAUUAUCUGCAAGGGUGUCAUAUUAUGAAAUAUCAGUUGACGGCUCACCAAGGGAAAAACAGAAAAGUUCUGGGGUGACUGUGUGUACUGGCACAGGAUCAAGUUCAUGGUACUUCAACAUCAAUCACCUUCACAAAAAUAGCAUAAGAAAAUUAUUACAAAUAGCCAACGAAGUUGGGGAUCUUAAAAUCCCAGAUGAUGAUGAAGGGUUUGUAAAGAGAGUCACGAAGCUGUAUAAUAGGCAUCUGAGAUUUGAUGCCGGCCUUCCUCAGGUAGCCUACACCGUCAGGGAUCCAGUGGUUAAUGGUAUAUUUCAGGUGUCAAAUCCACACGGCCUUGCAAAGAGGGUGCUGAUAAAGUCUCGGAUGUGGGAUGCAAAACUCGUCGUGGAUGGAGGCGUGUCGUUCCGGUUCAAUGAUGGAGCGAUUGCGUCACUGGAAAUCUUCAAAGAAGAUGCCCUACGGACUGUUGACUUUGAUGACACGCCCGCUUAUGAGGCUGAUCAUAUUCUAGAUCCUGACUUAUAAGCCAUAACUUGAACCUAAUGAAGGGUAUUCUUGAUUUUAACUUGACUUUGACCCUUACGAAGGGUAUUGGAAGAAAGCUCCCGAGGUUUUUUGAUGUGCAUGUACAUGUAUUGCUUUAGUUAUGCAGCUUUACCCUCAUUGUAUUCAAUGUAAUUUAGGAUUAUGUCAUAUGUCGUCCAUGACACCAAAGAAGCAUUAAGUCACCAGAUCUGAGUAAUUACUGACAAUAUCAAAUUAAGUCAGUUUGGUGGUGGUGGGGGAUUUAUACAUUGACAAUUAUUGGUUGGAGUAAUUUCAUGGACACCCUAAAUCUAGGAUUUAAAAGUCUGUCGUACGGAGUCAUGGAUAUAUUUUUGUAUAUAAUUAUGUAUUGAAAGUCCCUACAUUAUUUUGAUGUAUUAUUCUCUCCUUCAUGGAGUUGUACAAUGUACGCUGUAUAUAAAGGAGCACUUGCAUUUUCAUUUGUUCUUGGUUUCAUUUCUUUCAAACAAGUUUGGCCUACAUAACGGAAUCGGGAUCUAUUCUGUGGCCAUUUUCUUCCUGACCACAUCCGUUUUUGCACAUAUGCAAGAGCAUUGGCCUUGUUACUAUGGUUACCACUUCUUCCUGCUU